Molecule: messenger RNA, 858 nt
Organism: Rhagoletis zephyria (snowberry fruit fly)
Lineage: Eukaryota; Metazoa; Arthropoda; Insecta; Diptera; Tephritidae
Source: RefSeq, a predicted model, not a curated record
ACCUCUAGUAGCGACAGUAUCUCGGCCACUACAACAACAACAAACACAGUAUCUCGGCUCUACUACAUAACACUCAAAUAUUCAAGAUGUAUUGCUGUUCUAAAAGAUGCCGUUUGUUUCACACGGUAUUACUCGACAAAACUCAAACAAAAUACUAAAUUGACCUUGCCGAAACGGACAUCUUUGAUGAAAAGAGAUGAAAUUCCAUUAAAUUACGAACUUAUCUAUCGGGCGCCAAUGGAAUCAUAUAUCUCACUUGCAAAAAACAUCUCCACUACUACAGCGAUAAUCAUUUCUUCUACUACAGCCUAUGCUGCAACUAACCAAUAUAAGCUUCCAACUCAGAGUUUUGAAUCCAUGGGUCUAGUGUCAGACUUCAACGACUUAUGGAUAUUUUGUGUGGGUUUUGUUAUGAUAACAGUCAUUAUAAGAGUUUUUAUUGCUAGAUAUCCUCUUCGAAUUUAUCGGACAAAUGAAAAAUAUGUUGCUAUAUAUGACUCUCAGAUACCGUUUCGACCGUCUAAACAUACGUUUUGCAAAGGCGAAGUGGAAGAAAUGUAUAGCAAAUUUAAUCCAUGGAACAGCUGUACUUAUAGGUUGGGCACCCGGACUUCUUUACUAUUAAGUCGGUAUUUUAGAACACCUGCCGAUUACAACCAAAUGCUCGGAUAUGACUAAGAACGUUAAAAUAAUAGGGCUGAUGUUCUGGCAUUGUAAAAUAUAACUUAAAAAUAUAGAAGUAUAAGAAUAACCUAAAACAUGCUUAACUACUAAAAUUUAACAAAAGUAUGUAAAACUCACACUAUGCUUCCAUUGCGAGAUUUAGCUAUUGGGAUUUAUAAAUCGUUUUUACAUCUA